AUGAGUGCACCCAGGCGUGGGGUCUACUGGCAGGCGGAGGAGGUCACCAUCCUCCUCCGCACAAUCAGGGACUGCGGCCACGCCUGGCUCCUCAUGGCCAGCACGGGACUGCCCAAUCGACGGGCGUUCCGCGCGGUGGCGAGGGCACUCCAGGUUGCAGGCUUCCACCGCACAGAGGUGCAGGCCUGCACCAAGUGGAAGGCCCUCAAGAGGGAUUUCUUCGCUGCCAUGGAGAGAAGUGGAGGGCACCCUCGCCGCUCUGACUGGCCCCCACAUUUUGCCGCCAUGCGCCAGCUGUGGCGGCUGGCUGGGGAGCCCCGUUGGGUGGACCGUCGGCCUGAAGGCGCGGCUGCUCGUCGCCGCGCCCUCGCGCCGCCAAGGGAGCCCCUGGACGAGGCGGCUGAGGGUCCUGGAGGGGACUCGUCCGAUGCAAGCUCCGUCGCGCCGGCAGAGCGGGCAGGUGGGCCUGCGCAGCCACUGCACAGCUCCUCCACUUCCUCCAUGGAGGCUGCAGCAGGGCACCCUCCAGCCCAUGGCAUGCCCACCCAGGAUGCUGGAUCAUCUGGACUGGCAACUGUGCCACAGCUGCCAUCUCAUCCACAGUGCCACUGCAACCGAAUGUGGGCUCGCAUGGAGCGGCGGCUGUUCACCAUGGAGCGGCGAUUGUCUGCACUUGAGCGGCGGCACGGGGCAGAAGGACAUCCCCAGCAAACUACCAUGGAGCCACCACUCAUCCUCAGCUCUGGCACCGCCAGUGCCACCCAGCACCCUGGCACCUCCUCAGCCAGCUCCAGUUCCCCCCGCUUGAUGUUAGACCUGGAGGCAGCCAGCACCUUGGCUGCCAGUCCACCCUCAUCAGCGCCAGGUGCCCUUCCAGAAGCACCUGAGUGGGGUGGCCCUGCCCCACACCUUGCAGGUCUGCCCUCCAGCUCAGAGGACACACCCUGACAGCUGGCCUGCGGCAACUGUG
Sphaerodactylus townsendi is the source of this 970-nucleotide messenger RNA. RefSeq lists its product as uncharacterized. NCBI's taxonomy places the organism in Eukaryota, Metazoa, Chordata, Lepidosauria, Squamata, Sphaerodactylidae. The record is from RefSeq and is a predicted model, not a curated record. The transcript is spliced from 4 exons. Bases 1 to 948 code for a protein of 315 amino acids.